This is a messenger RNA of Ruditapes philippinarum (Manila clam), 4469 nucleotides long. RefSeq lists its product as uncharacterized. NCBI's taxonomy places the organism in Eukaryota, Metazoa, Mollusca, Bivalvia, Venerida, Veneridae. Bases 46 to 1404 code for a protein of 452 amino acids. Gene Ontology annotation, molecular function: GTPase activity. The record is from RefSeq and is a predicted model, not a curated record. The transcript has 12 exons.
CGUCUUUGACAACUGGCUCAGUUUGACAGCUCAUUCAGGAGGAAGAUGUCUGGAAAACUCAGACAAAAAACGUCUGCAAAUGCAGCCGAUUCUACAACUCAAAGUAUAAAUGAGAAGAUUUUGAGGGAGUGUCAUAGUUUAUAUACAGAUCCGGAUAGUGGACUAGUAAAGAUUGCAGAGAAUCUCGAUGUGACACUUCUGGCACCAAGGAAGAAAAUAACUGUGCUGCUAAUUGGUAACCACUCUGCAGGAAAAAGCUCUUUUAUAAACUGGUACGUUGAAGAGCAUGUACAGAAGACAGGCGUUGCUAUAGAAACUCAGGGAUUUACAUUUGUUACAAGUGGACGUAAAAGAGAAUCUCUAACUGGAAAUGCCACUCUUCACCUGUACCCACACUUUGAACCACUGCGACAGAUUGAGGGGGUUACAGAUUACCUUGGAACUGAAAUCUCCACAUCUAAACAGAAGAAAUUCAGUCUGGUCACAUUUGUUGAUACACCAGGUCUUGUGGAUGGUGAUAUGAAGUAUCCAUUUGAUGUGAAUAAAUCCAUUCUGUGGUUAGGAGAUUUAGCUGACUUGAUAUUUGUGUUCUUCGAUCCAAUCGGCCAAGCUCUGUGCAAGAGAACGUUGAAUAUUGUAGAGGAGUUAAGCCAGAAACAUGCUGAGAGAAUGAAAUUUUACCUGAGCAAAGCUGAUGAGGCUGGACUUGAAAGUGAUAGACAGAGAGUUAUGAUGCAGAUUGUACAAGAGUUAUGCAAGCGCCCGAACCUGAACAGGACUGGUUUUGAUAUGCCAACAAUCUACGUGCCUUCUAUGAACUCUAAAGUAAGUAACCAAGGUGCACGAUGUACUAAUCAGAUUGAGGAAGUUUGUAAGGAGAUUGAAAAGACGAUCAAUCAGACAAUACAGAACACGCUUAACUCCCUUGAACGUGAUUGUGACCAGAUAGCACAUGCUGUCGAAGACAAGCUGGCAACUGAUAGUGCAACAUCAUCUCAGAAUUUGAAAUCUCGUGUACGAGGGGCGUCAUACGGGUUUCUCGGAAUGUUACUUCCCUUCCUGUUACUGUCCACCUUCCUGAUCAGCACCCAAAAUAAAAUUCUCAAAUCUGUCUUGGGAAAAGAUCUUGUUGAUACUCUAGCACUGUAUUUGGGACCAUUGACUACAGCUUGGAGUUCUAUACCAAAAGACUACACAAUGUACGUUUUAUUUGCCAUAUUGGGUGUUGCCCUACUCAUGCUGCUAGUGGCUAAAUUUGCAUCAAGAACAAAACCCACUUUGUCCAGGAAACAGAGAAGGUCUUUGCUUGAGAUGAAAGACUAUGUACAAAGUAUUGUCAAGUCUAAAAAGCAAACAUUAUAUGCAGACUACUUAAAACAGAGUGUGGCAGAGCAUGACCUUUAACCUGCAGCCUUGACCUAUAAAAAUCAUCAUGACCUUAACCAGAAGUGACCUUUAAACUGGCAAUUUUUCAUGAAAUUAUAUAGAAGAGACAAACAUGCACUUUUCUGGUGUGCUUUUAUAAAUUGGAGACUUUUGCUUCCUAGGACAUUUUGUUCCUCAAAAUUAAAAAUGUAUCUCCCAGUUGCUAUACAAAAGUGGAAAUUAACAAAGUAUCUCAUUAAAAUGCUCAAUAUUUCAAAAUACUUUGGCUUUAGGUUUACUUGCAGAAAUAUGUUUACUUUGAAUGUGUUUAUCCUUUUAUGCAUGAUAUUUUAAUUUAUGGGUAAAUGUCCAAGGUGAUAUUUCCACUGGGGGCAAAUGUUUGAUAAUGCAGUCUUAGAGUGGGGGACAAAUGUCCUAGGUGGAAAUGUCGAUACUGUGCUUUAUAUUAAAGAUGCUUUAUUUUAAUAAAAAAAAAUCCAGAUAUGCGUACAAAAAAAUCUAGUCUCCAUUAUAAAAUAUAUAUCAUUCCUAUAUCAAUCUCAUUAUAAAUGCAUAAAGAAUGGAUCUGUCAUUUACAUCAUUUAUUAAUAUGCUCAGUGAAUAUAUAUGUUUGUUUUAAAAGGUAGUGAAAGUUGUUUAUCAGGCAUUCAGUUACUUGCAAUAUUUUCAUUGACUAGAAUCUUCAUCAAAUUUUAUCAUGGCAAUUCGAAAUCAUUCCACCUUUACAUGGAAAAGUGGCGCAACAAAAAUAAAAAGAAAGAAAAAAAUGUGUAACCCCAAAAAAUUUACUCUAGUGCUAUAUUUGAGUGAUGAAUUUUGUAUAAAUCAACUUAUAACAUCAAAUCUGCAGAUUCAUGUUGAUUUUUGUAUUUGUGGCAAAUACUUAUAACUGUGUAUGAAUUAGUCCUGAGAAGGUUGUAUUGUAGUGAAAGUAGAAGCAGAGUGUUGCACUCGGUCAGUUUUAAAAAAUGUUAUUCAUACCAUUAUAUAUAUUUUAUUCACAUUCAUUUUGCAAAUUUCAUUUUUGAAGGUGUUUUUUGUCAUAAUGUCUUCAAAGGCAGCUAUUGCAAAAAGAAGGUAUUUGUAGAUAAUUGUCAUUGCAUAUAUAUAUACAUACAUGUAUUUUCAAUAAAUAUUCCUUAAAGUAACACACCUCUGGAUUUUAUGGUUUUAUUUUGUAUGAAAACUGAAAAACUGUUAUUAGUAGUCAAGUGCUGACACAUAUAUACAUAAAUUGAUUUCAGUGCUUUGCAGUCAACAAGCAUAACCUAAAGUUAGUCUAAAUAUGCAAUAAUUUCGUGUAUGCUUAGUUACAGGGAAGAAUUUAAGUGUUAAAAAAAAUCCUUAUUUUGUUAUAUUUUGCAUAAACAGUUAACAGUUUCACUUUUUCUAAGAUUUUUUUUAAAUUUAUACAUCUCUUACAUUUCAUCCUGAGGUGUGCAACUUUAAUGGUUAAUACUCAUUAUUUCUGCACAUAUUUUAUUGUCAAGAAAUAUUUUUCAUGUCAUGAUUGAAGGUGUCGCUAAGUGUAUGUAAUGAAUUAAUUUUUUUCUUGCCAAGGGAAAUCUUAACAUUAUCAUUUUAAAAUGAAAUAUUUUGAAAAAUUCCUGCACCCAGUGCUCCUGAUAGAAACGAUAUAUCUUGUUCACUUUUCUACUAAAUCUCAAUGAUUCAUUAAUAUUUGAUUAUUAUCACUUUUUCAUUAAAUAUUCAGUUGUUGUGAAUUCAAUAAAUAAUAAGAUUAAAAAACUUAAAUAGCUGUUACUGUUUACUCCCUUGGGUUUUAUCUUACUUUUUUUCAGCAAAAUAAUAAGCUAUUAAUGUUUACUCCCUUGGGUUUUAUCUGUUACCUUCCCCCCACCCCUGCAAAUUAAUUAGUUGUUAUUAUUUACUCCCAAGGAUUUAAUUUAAUAUCUUGAUCUUACCUGAAAUGCGUGAAUAAAAUUAUUUUCACAGUAAACAUGCUAUGUUCCAAAGAUUGUGUUAUUUUAGUGCUGAACAAAAUUUGUAAUUACAUAGAUUCAUUGUGUUGUAUGUUUUAUUAUACAAAUGGCAUUUUGGUUGUUUACAUAAUAUUAAGAAAAAUGUUUUAUGUUGGGCUUAAAUGGUGGUGGCUAUCAUUGAAGUAUGUGGUAUAAUAUGUGUUCAUGGAUUCAUUUACAGCGAAAUUGUUUACAAUUAUUAUAUAUUUGUUAAAUGUUUCAUGCCAGUAAUUAUUUUAUUUGAUAAUUGAAAUAUGUAUGUAUGGAGUUAACCUGGAAAGAGUCCCGACAUGGUCAUGGACUUACAGUUUAAAUCAUUUGCCUCUUGCCACUAUGGGUUUAAGACCCUCCAUUGACAUUAAGAGACCUCUGCGGCCAAGUGGUUAAGGUCCUUGACCUUGACUUACUAUCUCUCACCAUUAUGGGUUUGAGACAUGCCACAGACGUUAAAUUAAACUUCCAAGCUUGCUUGUAAAUGUUGGUUGUUCUACAUAAGUGCAGGAUCAUGUUUGAUACAUAGUAUGGGGAGACAAAUGACAUGGUCUUUUCCAAGGUCAGCUGGAAAGUCAAAUGGGUAAUAGUGAUACCAUAAAAGUAAUACGGUGCCAAAAAUAUAAUUGUCUAAAAAUUACUUCUGUUGUGAUUGAAUACCGAGAUAAAUUUGAUUUUUCAUGUAAAUCUUAUAAUACACGUUUUUUUUGUGGGCUAUAAAAAACAUUUAAGUGCAAAGGUCUAAUUAUUAAAAAAAUACACAAGUAUGUGCAUUGAUGAAAUUUGUUUGAAGGACAACAAUUUUAAAGCAAGUACAAAUAUCAAAUUAAUUGUGCAUGGGUGAAAGUUGGAAAUUUUUAAAAUCCUGAAAGUCCUGAAUUUAGCAGUUUUUCUAAAGUUUUACAUAGGAAAUAGAAGGCUUUCAAUAGACUGAAAAUCCUGAACUUCAGGAAUAAUCCUGAAAACUUUCACCCAUGAUUGUGUGAAUGCUGUAGUACUGUUCAAAUAAAUGUUUGCAUGUUUAAAGAUACUUGUAUUAUAUGUAUUCUGUAAAGUCCCUGAUGACCAUUGAAAAAGGCAGCAUUUAAUGAAAUAUACAGUCUGAUUUUA